AUGGCGGAAGAAUUUAAGGAGAGGGGAUACGAUCACAGUCUAUUAGAAAGAAUUAUGCAAGAUGUAAUUGCACAUAGAUCUGAUACAGCUAAGAUGUACUUUGGGAAGAAUGAACAUGAUCUGGAUGAUCGUGAUCAACUAUCUCUCUGUGAAGCUUGUGAUAUUGAACUGCAUCUCAAAACUUUGAAGCGUCAUAUUGCCUAUUUAGAAGAAUCAAGCUUCCGGGAUGUUAAACAACUCAUAGUGCCCCUUUUUCAUACAAUUUACCUAAUAUGGGGCCAUUCUAAAUAUUAUUGCUCUCCACCAAGAAUUGUCGUUUUGCUGCAGGAAUUUUGCAAUCUUUUAAUUGAUCGGGGUAUUGCAUACCUGAUUCCAGAAGAACUUUUUAAACUAGAAUUGGAGGAAGGACUAGAGAAGGUACAAGAAACAGCAGAUAUAUUUAAAUGCUUUAAGAACUGCUAUAUGCUGCACAAAGAAAAAACUCUCCAGGUUUGCGUAGAUGAAGAAAAAUUAGAACCAUGGGACUUUCCAGAACAGCUUGUGUUCGCGCGAUUUGACAGGAUCAUGAACCGAUUGCUAAAUAUUGAGGAGCUGUUUCUGUCAGCCAUUGAUUUUCUCAAGUUAGAGAAGCUUGAGAUUGGAGGAUCAAGAGGAAAAAUUCUAAGUGAAGAAAUUUAUAGUAUGAACGAGGAGUUCCAUGAUAUCUGGAGAAUCUUCCAAGAAAGCAAAUAUGACCCACUUGACUUCAGCAGUAUGGAGUUUCAUUCUGAUUAUGUUCGAUACAUUGAACAAAUAAAUGACUUUGAUCAGCGCCUAGGAACUAUUCUAAAUCUUGCCUUUCAACAGUCAAGAGGACUAGAGUCUGCCUUUAAGCUUUUGCAAAUAUUUGGCAUACUUCUGGGAAGACCAGCAAUCAAUGCACUUUUCUCUCCAAAUUAUGCUGUGCUACUUACUAUGUUUGAAGAAGAGAUUACAUGCUGCAAGCAAAUCUUUGAUGCCCAGAAAGAUAUGCUUAGGGGCAACUGUAAUGCUUUACACAGAAAUAUGCCAGUGACUGCAGGGAACUUGAAAUGGUCUCAAGAGUUGCGAGAAAGGAUACUUAGCCACAGAACAGCCUUCAGACACAUUAAUCAUCCUACACUUGUUAGAGGAAUUCUGCAGACUCAUGAAGGAAAACUGAUUUUUGACAAGUGUGAAAAGGUAUUGGCUCUACUAGACAAGCAUGAUGAAGAAAUAUAUUGCUUGUGGGCAGAAGGCCUUAGUGCUGUUUGUGAAUCGGAUCUUAACCAGCCACUCCUCAAAUUCAGUGAUAGUGGAUUAUAUGAAGUAAACUUUGAUCAUAAGUUGUCUUCUGUACUUCGUGAAGUUAAAUAUCUCACGUUGUUGAAACAUGACAGCAUACCAGACAUUGCAUCAUUCUUGUAUUCUAAAAGGGAGACUCUUUAUAAGUAUACUGCUGCUUUAAAUCUGGUCACUGAGUGGCAUAACAGAAUACACACAACCAUUCUGGAUGUUGAAUUUCAGCUUGUGAGGUCUGACCUGGUGAAAAUGGAUGAACAGUUGCAGUUGGCCCUUAAGACUCUAACAUGGCAGAGUGAAGAUCUGUGGAAUUAUAUUCAAGAAACAAGAGAUUUGGUUUCUAAUAUUGACAGUAGGAUUUUAAAUUCAAAACAGAAUGUUGGGAAGAUUCAGGAACUAAUGGACACUUUAAGUGAAAAAACAUUCCUUGUAAGAGAAAACAACAGAGACAUAUCUCUUCUUGCUAUAGAAGACACAAAAAGAACAUACAAGUACUACAGAAUGAUUCAAGAAACUGGAGAAAAGAUCCAUCAUCUAAUAAAGGUGAAUCAGCAGUUAUUUCUAGCAGACUCUUAUUCAGAUGAAUGGAAGGCAUAUGCAGAAUACAUUGAUGGCAUGAUCUUAGAUGGAUUCAUCAGAGCUAUCAAGUGCUCUCUUUACUACCUCAUUGAAAACACUGAGUCAACUUUGAAAUCAUCUCCCCUCUUUGAAGUGCAACUUCUUCUCAAUGGCAAAGAAAUGACAUUUAAACCAUCCUUAGACAUGGCAGUGAAAUCCAACUUUUAUGACAUUAUGGAUGGACUUGUGAAAGAUAUCUUCAGAAGUGCUUCAUUUAUAAAGAGAGUGGCUCAACACAUUGAAAUGGAUAACUAUCAGCAACAAGUGGAUGAGAUGAUUACACUAACUGCAUUUCACCAAGAGAUCAUGUCCAGAGUAAUGGGUGUCAUUCACAAGAUUAAGAAGUUCCAGAAAACAUUCACUAAGUACAGCUACUUGUGGAAGGAUGACAGAAAUGAAUAUCUUAAAUUAUUUCUCCUUUAUGGUCAUGGGCUUAGUGCUGAAGAGAAGGAACUGCAUACUGAAAAUAAUCUUCAAAAAUGCCCACCACAGCUUGAAAACUUCAAGCUGCAGAUCAAUAUUUAUGAAACACUGUACAGAGAAGUGGCUGCUUCAGAAGACAAGAAGAUAUUUGAUGGGUGGUUCCAAGUUGAUAUUAAACCUUUUAAAUUUUCUUUAAUGACUGUCAUAAAGAGGUGGAGUUGGAUGUUCAAAGAAUACCUUCUCAAGCAUGUAGUUUGCAGUGUCAGUGAACUGGAGAACUUCAUCAGUGAAACUGAAAAGGGGUUGGCAAAAGAAGUAAAAGAAGGGAAUUACACAGAAUUAGUUGAAAUAAUGAGACAUCUUAUGGCUAUCCGUGAUAGACAGUCAACAACAGAUGAAAAUUUCAAACGAUUAAAAUUAACAGCAAAGCUACUAAAAAUAUAUGGACAGCAGAUACCUGAAGAGGUUUAUACACAGUUAGAGGAACUGCCAGAAGAAUGGAAGAACCUGAAAAAGAUUGCUUUCACUGUAAAGCAUGAAGUAGCUCCUCUGCAGUCGAAUGAAGUCUCAGUUAUCAGAAGAAAAUGCAUACGUUUUGAGGUUAAACAGAAUGAAUUCUGGAAACAAUUUAAAAGUGAUAUCAUCUUUCAUUUUGACACAGAAGACCCUUACAUCCAUAUAGACAAGAUGCAUAGAAAUAUUGCAAGGCUUGAAGCAGAAAUGAAAGGACUUCAGGAUACAGCAGCUCUUUUUGAAGUGAAUGUGCCAGAGUAUAAGCAGUUGAAGCAGUGCCGUUCUGAUAUCAUCCUACUGAAAGCAGUUUGGGAUAUGGUCUUUUUUGUCAGGGCCAGUAUUGAUGACUGGACUCAUACACCAUGGAAGCAGAUAAAUGUUGAAAUAAUGGAUAUGGAACUACGAAGAUUUGCUAAGGAAAUGAAAACCCUUGAUAAGGAAGUCCGAACAUGGGAUACGUAUAUUGGGCUCGAGUUAACAGUUCGAAAUUUGCUGACAUCCCUAAGGGCUGUAAAUGAACUACAGAAUUCAGCUGUCCGUGAAAGGCAUUGGCAUCAGCUCAUGAAUUCUACAAGGGUUAUAUUUAUCAUGAAUGAAGAAACUACUUUAGGAGACUUGCUGGCCUUACAACUACACAAAGUUGAAGAUGAAGUGAAAAAUAUUGUAGACAAAGCAGUAAAAGAAAUGACAAUUGAAAAGGUGCUUGCAGAAAUUAAUCAGACAUGGAGCAUGAUGUAUUUUUCAUAUGAAAAACAUUCCAGCACAGGAACACCUCUACUGAAGUCUGAUGAAACCCUCAUUGAAACACUGGAAGAUAAUCAGGUGCAGCUGCAGAACAUCUUGAUGAGUAAAUAUGUGGAAUACUUCUUGGUAGAAGUUAGUGGCUGGCAGAAAAAAUUAAUCAUUACAGAUAUGGUUAUAUCCAUUUGGAUGGAGGUUCAACAUACAUGGGCCCACCUGCAAAGCAUUUUUACUAACUCUGCAGAUAUAAGAAAUCAACUCCCUGAAGAUGCUAAAAGAUUUGAAGGGAUUGAUCUUGAUUUUAAGAACUUAAUGGCUACAGUUGUGAAAACACGAAGAGUAAUAGAAGUAACAAACCAAAUGGGUCUACUGGAAAAAUUAGAAAUUCUGCAACAAAGGCUUACAAUGUGUGAAAAAUCACUGGCAGAAUAUCUAGAGACUAAAAGGCUGACGUUUCCCAGAUUUUAUUUUGUCUCUGCAAUGGAUUUGCUAGAAAUAAUCUCUAAAGGAACACAACCUAAACAGAUUACUAGGCAUCUGUUAAAGUUGUUUGAUAAUGUUGCUGACUUGCAAGUAGAGCACAUCAAUGAAGGAGAACAGAUUGCACUUGGAAUGUAUAGCAAAGAAGGAGAGUAUGUGCAGUUCUCAAAUCCAUUUACAUGCGAUGGACAGGCUGAGCACUGGCUAAGCUUGUUAGAAGAGACGAUGCGUGCUGCUGUACGAGAAGAAAUCAUGGAUGCUGUAGCAGCAUAUGAGGACAAACCAAGGGAUCAAUGGCUGUUUGAUUAUCCUGCACAGGUGGCUUUGACUGGCAGUCAGAUAUGGUGGGCAACUGAUGUUGGAAUUACUUUUGUACGCCUUGAAGAGGGAUUUGAAAAUGCUUUGAAAGACUAUAAUCGUAAGCAGAUUACCCAGUUGAAUGCCCUUAUAAACAUGCUUUUAGGAGAACUCACCCCUGGUGAUCGUCAGAAGAUCAUGACAAUAUGUACAGUUGAUGUGCACGCUAGAGAUGUUAUAGCCAAGCUUAUAGCACAGAAGGUCUGCAAUGGUCAAGCUUUUGCUUGGCUCUCACAGUUACGACAUAGAUGGGAUGAUGACCAAAGGCAUUGCUUUGCAAACAUUUGUGAUGCCCAGUUUCAGUACUCCUAUGAAUAUCUUGGCAAUACACCUCGUCUUGUAAUCACUCCACUAACUGACAGGUGUUACAUAACCCUAACGCAGUCCUUGCAUCUGACAAUGAGUGGUGCUCCUUCAGGUCCUUCUGGAACAGGAAAGACAGAAACAACAAAGGACUUAGGUCGCUCCCUUGGGAUUAUGGUAUAUGUUUUCAACUGCUCAGAACAAAUGGAUUACAAGUCAAUUGGUAACAUUUAUAAAGGCCUUGCACAGACCGGAGUGUGGGGAUGUUUUGAUGAGUUCAAUCGAAUCUCUGUGGAGGUUCUUUCAGUUGUGGCUGUUCAAGUAAAAACUAUUCAGGAUGCAAUUAGGAACAAGAAGCAGAGCUUCUACUUUCUAGGAGAAAUAAUUGAUCUGAAACCUACUGUAGGUAUUUUUAUAACCCUUAAUCCAGGAUAUGCAGGAAGAGCAGAACUUCCAGAGAACCUUAAAGCCCUUUUUCGACCAUGUGCUAUGGUGAUUCCGGACUUUGAACUUAUAUGUGAAAUAAUGUUAGUGGCUGAAGGAUUUGUGGAUGCAAGGAUGCUUGCCAGAAAGUUUAUAAGUUUCUAUACACUUUGUCGUGAACUACUUUCCAAACAGGAUCAUUACGACUGGGGUCUUCGAGCCAUCAAAUCUGUCUUAGUUGUGGCUGGGUCAUUGAAGAGAGAAGACAGAAGCAAACCUGAAGACCAGGUUCUGAUGCGUGCCCUGAGGGAUUUCAAUCUUCCGAAGAUAGUAACAAAUGAUGCUCCCAUCUUCCUGGGACUUAUAAGUGACUUAUUUCCAUUGCUGGAUGUUCCUCGCAAAAAAGACCUGGAUCUGGAACAGAUGGUGCGUCAAUCCAUUGUAGAACUCCGCCUGCAGCCUGAAGAAAACUUUAUACUGAAGGUUAUUCAGCUAGAGGAGUUGUUAACAGUGAGGCAUUCAGUCUUUGUCGUCGGAAAUGCUGGAACUGGCAAAAGUCAGAUUUUGCAGGCUCUGCAUAGGACUUACACUAAUAUGAAAUUGAAGCCAGCAUGGAAUGACAUAAACCCGAAGGCUGUAACUACAGAUGAGCUUUUUGGUUUUCUUCAUCCUGCCACAAGAGAAUGGAAAGAUGGUUUGUUUUCAUCCACCAUGAGAGAACUAUCUAGCAUUUCCCAUGAUGGUCCCAAGUGGAUUGUUCUUGACGGAGAUAUUGAUCCCAUGUGGAUUGAAUCACUUAAUACAGUCAUGGAUGACAACAAGGUACUGACUUUGGCAAGUAAUGAAAGGAUAUCCUUAAAUUCCUCUAUGCGACUGGUAUUUGAAAUCAGUCAUCUUCGUGCUGCAACUCCAGCUACAGUAUCCCGAGCUGGCAUUCUUUAUGUGAAUCCUCAGGAUUUAGGAUGGAGCCCGUUUGUUACUAGCUGGAUUGAUACUCGGAGAGCUCAGUCAGAAAGGGCAAAUCUGACAAUACUUUUUGAUAAAUAUGUGCCUCCAUGCCUAGAGCAAGUACGAUCUAAUCAUAAAACUGUCACACCGGUUCCUGAAAACAGUAUGGUACAGACUCUGUGUUUUUUGCUGGAUUGCCUGUUAACAUCUGAGAACACUCCACCUGACUCGCCUCGAGAAGUAUAUGAAAUAUAUUUUGUAUUUGCUGCAGUAUGGGCAUUUGGUGGGGCCCUUCUUCAGGAUCAACUUAUUGAUUAUCGUAUGGAGUUUAGCAAAUGGUGGACAAAAGAAAUGAAAUCCAUCAAAUUUCCUUCCCAGGGUACAGUGUUUGAUUACUUUAUCGAUCCUGAUACCAGAAAGUUUAUGCCAUGGACAGAGAGGAUUCCUGAUUUUGAGAUGGAUUCUGAAGUCCCACUUCAGAAUGUCUUGGUCCAUACAGCAGAAACAGUUCGCUUGAAAUAUUUUGUUGAUUUGCUUUUGGAAAAAGGAAAACCAGUUAUGUUAGUUGGAAAUGCUGGAGUUGGAAAGACAGUCCUUGUGUCUGACUGUGUUACCAAACUAUCAGAUGACUUCAUGAUAUCCAAAGUUCCUUUUAAUUACUAUACAACUUCUGCCAUGCUUCAGCGUGUACUGGAAAAACCACUGGAAAAAAAAGCAGGGAGAAAUUUUGCUCCCCCAGGAACAAAGAAGCUUAUUUACUUUAUUGAUGAUCUUAAUAUGCCUGAGGUAGACAGCUAUGGCACUGUGCAACCUCAUACACUCAUUAGACAGCACCUUGACUACAACCACUGGUAUGACAGACAGAAAUUAGUUCUGAAAGAAAUUCACAACUGUCAGUAUAUCUCCUGUAUGAAUCCAUCUGCAGGCAGUUUUUCAAUAAAUCCACGUCUUCAGAGACAUUUUUCUGUUUUUGUUGUCCAUUUUCCUGGUGUUACUGCUUUGACAACAAUCUACUGCAGCAUACUUAAUGGACACUUCCAGCAAAAAGGCUUCAGCUUUAGUGUUAUGAAAUCUACAAAUGUUUUAGUUCAGGCUGCAAUAUGCUUGCAUCAGAAAAUGACUCAGAACUUCUUUCCUACUGCUGUUCGGUUCCAUUAUAUUUUUAAUUUGAGAGAUUUAUCCAGCAUAUUUCAGGGUCUGCUUUUUGCAUCUCCGGAAUGUGUACGUUAUCCUACUGAUUUGAUUCAUUUGUGGCUUCAUGAAUCAUCUCGAGUGUAUUCUGACAAACUUAUGGAGGAAAAAGACAUCGAACAUUUUAACAAAGUGUUAAUUGACACUGGCAAAAGAUACUUUGAGGGUGUUGAUGAACACAUGUUAAUCAAUGAGCCAUUAAUUUAUUGCCAUUUUGCUCAUGGUGUUGGAGAACCUCGUUAUUUUCCUGUAUCUGACCGUGAAAGAUUACACAGAAUUUUAACAGAUGCCUUAGAACACUAUAAUGAACUCCAUGCAGCAAUGAAUCUUAUUCUGUUUGAAGAAGCUAUGCAACAUAUUUGUCGUAUCAAUCGCAUCCUUGAAGCUCCAUAUGGAAAUGCAUUAUUAAUUGGAGUUGGUGGAAGUGGUAAACAAAGUUUAUGCCGCCUUGCAGCAUUCCUUAGUUCCUUAGAAGUCUUUCAAAUCACCCUUCGUAAAGGAUAUGGGAUACAUGAUCUUAGGAGUGAUAUAGCAGCACUUUAUAUUAAAGUUGGAGUAAAGAACAUUGGUACUGUUUUCCUCCACACUGAUGCGCAAAUACCAGAUGAACGUUUUCUGGUUCUAAUUAAUGACAUGUUGGCAUCAGGUGAUAUUCCAGACCUUUUCAGUGAGGAAGAAGUAGACAACAUUGUAUCUUCCAUGAGAAUGGAGCUACGUGGUCUUGGUCUCAUAGAUACAAGAGAAAACUGCUGGCAGUUCUUCAUUGACAGGAUUCGCAGACAGCUAAAGGUUGUCCUAUGUUUUUCACCAGUGGGCUUUACACUGAGAACAAGAGCAAGGAAGUUCCCAGCACUUGUGAACUGCACAGCCAUUGACUGGUUCCAUGCUUGGCCACAGGUAGCCUUAGAAUCUGUCAGCAGCAGCUUUAUUGCACAAAUUGAAGGACUCAAUCCUCAUAUGAAAACUUCUAUCAGCAGUUUUAUUGCAUAUGCUCAUAAAAGUGUGAAUGAGGUUAGUGUAAAGUAUCAACAAAAUGAGAAACGCUUCAACUACACCACCCCAAAAAGUUUUCUAGAACUCAUCAAACUUUAUCAAAACUUGCUGAGGAAAAAGAGAAUGGAAUUAUUCCAGAAGAAUGAAAGACUAGAAAAUGGACUCCAUAAAUUACAAACUACUGCUUCUCAGGUGGAAGGUUUGAAGGCUAAACUGGCAUCUCAAGAAGUAGAACUUCAGCACAAGAACAGUGACACAGAGGCACUCAUUGCAAAAAUAGGACAACAGACGAUGAAACUUAAUGAAGAAAAGGAUUUUGCAGAUGCGGAGGAACAGAGGGUUGCUGCAAUCCAGGCUGAAGUUACAAAACAACAGAGAGAAUCAGAGGAAGACCUUGCUAAAGCGCAGCCUGCAUUAUUUGCUGCACAUGCUGCUCUGAACACCUUGAACAGGUUAAAUCUUACAGAACUAAAGACAUUCCCAAAUCCACCGGCUCUAGUUACCAAUGUUACUGCUGCUGUUUUGGUACUCUUGUCUCCUCAUGGUAGAAUACCAAAAGACCGAAGCUGGAAAACUGCAAAAAUGUAUAUGAGCAAGGUGGAUGAUUUUCUACAAUCUCUUGUUAACUUUGAUAAGGAGCAUAUUCCUGAUGCCACCAUUAAGGCCAUAAAGGAGGAAUACCUCAGUGAUCCUGAGUUUAACCCUGAGUUUGUACGCACAAAGUCACUUGCAGCUGCUGGACUCUGUGCUUGGGUUAUUAAUAUCAUUCGAUUUCAUGAGGUUUAUUGUGAAGUGGAACUGAAGCGCAAAGCACUGAGUCAAGCCAAUUCAGACUUGGUUGUUGCUGCUGAGAAGCUUGAAGUCAUAAGAAAAAAACUUGCUGAACUAGAUACAAGCCUGGCCACCUUAACAGCUGCAUUUGAGAAGGCUACAGCUGAGAAAAUUCGCUGUCAAGAAGAAGUGAAUAGAACUAACAAGACUAUUGAGCUGGCCAACAGAUUAGUGAAAGGUCUAGAGUCAGAAAAUGUUAGAUGGGCUCAGAAAGUAGCACAGUAUCGUGAACAGGAGAAAACACUAUGUGGAGACGUAGUGCUGACAGCAGCUUUCGUUUCUUAUGCUGGUUCAUUUUCAAAGAGAUACCGUCACGAGUUGGCUGAGAACCUUUGGAUGCCCUUUUUGAGAAGUCAUAAGUUUGCCAUCCCAAUGACAGAAGGUCUUGAGCCAAUCUCCUUGCUGACAGAUGAUGCAACAAUUGCCAAGUGGAACAAUGAAGGGCUUCCCAGUGAUAAAAUGUCUACACAGAAUGCAACUAUUCUCACAAACUGUGAGCGAUGGCCUCUGCUUAUUGAUCCUCAGCUCCAAGGAAGCAAGUGGAUUAAGAGUAAAUAUGGGUCUAAUCUCAAAGUUAUCAACUUGGGUCAGAAAGGUUAUGUCGAUGUUAUUGAAGAAGCAGUGGCUCUUGGACAUACUGUUCUGAUAGAAAACUUAGAAGAAACAAUAGAUCCAGUACUUGACCCACUACUAGGAAGACAUACACUCAAGAAGGGAAGGUUUAUCAGAAUUGGUGACAAAGAAUGCAGAUUUCACCCUCAUUUCCGCUUGAUUCUUCAUACCAAGUUGGCUAAUCCUCAUUACAAGCCAGAAAUUCAAGCUCAGACUACCCUAAUAAAUUUCACAGUUACCAGAGAUGGCUUAGAAGACCAGUUACUAGCAGUGGUAGUGGAUUUAGAAAGACCAGAUCUAGAACAGUUAAAGUCAGAACUUACAAAACAGCAAAAUGAUUUUAAAAUUGAGCUAAAAAUGCUUGAAGAUGAGCUACUGACACGACUUUCCGCAGCAGAAAGCAACUUCUUGGGUGACACAUUGCUGGUGGAAAAAUUAGAGACUACAAAACACACAGCAGCUGAAAUUGAAAUAAAGGUUUUGGAAGCCAAGGUCAAUGAAGCAAAGAUUAAUGAAGCUCGAGAACAUUACCGUCCUGUAGCAACACGAGCUUCUCUGCUAUAUUUUAUCAUGAAUGAUCUUAAUAAGACUAAUCCAAUGUACCAGUUCUCACUUAAGGCUUUUAAUACUGUUUUUCACAAAGCCGUGCAGCAAGCAGAACUUUCAGAUGACGUACAGGUGAGAGUAAAUAAUCUAAUAGACUGUGUCACAUAUUCAACAUUUAUUUACAUCAGUCGAGGAUUGUUUGAGAGGGACAAACUCACAUUUGCAGCACAACUUGCUUUUCAGCUUUCCCUUAUGAAUAAGGAAAUACAUGCUCGGGAGUUGGAUUUCCUACUUAGGUUUAACACAGAGCACAACUAUAACAGCACCUUAGACUUUCUGUCCAAUUCCAGCUGGAGUGCAAUUAAGGCAAUGAGUUUCAUGGAUGAGUUUCGAGGUCUGGACCGGGACAUUGAGGGAUCACCAAAACGGUGGAAGAAGAUCGUAGAAUCAGAGUGUCCAGAAAAAGAAACAUUCCCACAAGAAUGGAAAAGUAAAAGCUCUUUACAGCGUUUGAUUAUAAUGCGAGCCUUAAGACCAGACCGCAUGACUUACGCAAUUAGAAACUUUGUUGAGGAGAAACUGGGAACCAAAUAUGUAGAGGGAAGAAAAACUGAAUUUGCUAAAUCAUUUAAAGAAAGUGGUCCUGACUGCCCUGUUUUCUUUAUACUUUCUCCUGGAGUAGAUCCACUAAAAGAUGUGGAGUCAUUAGGGCGGAAACUUGGUUUCACCAUUGAUUCAGGAAAACUGUACAAUGUAUCUCUAGGACAAGGACAAGAAGCUGUUGCAGAGAUAGCUAUGGAAAAGGCAUCAAAAGAUGGCCAUUGGGUCAUCCUCCAAAAUAUUCAUCUUGUGGCUAAGUGGUUAGGUAGUCUAGAAAAACUGCUAGAGCUGUAUGGCAUGAAAAGUCAUAAAGACUACAGAGUAUUCAUGAGUGCAGAACCAGCCCCUACUCCUCAGGAACAUAUAAUUCCACAAGGAGUCCUGGAGAAUUCUAUCAAAAUUACAAAUGAAGCACCAACUGGAAUGCUGGCUAAUCUGCAUGCUGCUUUAGAUAAUUUUGACCAGAAUACACUGGAUCAAUGUUCACGUGAACAGGAGUUCAAAGCAAUUCUCUUUUCCCUCUGCUAUUUUCAUGCUUGUGUUGCAGAACGCAGAAAGUUUGGACCUCAAGGCUGGAAUAGAAAAUAUCCAUUUAACAAUGGAGAUCUUACAAUUUGUGUCAAUGUUCUUUACAACUAUCUAGAAGCUAAUGCACAGAUUCCAUGGGAAGAUCUCCGCUACCUCUUUGGUGAGAUUAUGUAUGGUGGUCACAUCACUGAUGACUGGGAUAGGAGACUAUGCCGCACUUAUCUAGAAGAGUACAUGCAGCCCAAUCAGUUUGGGAGAAGAUUGUCCUUAGCUCCUGGAUUUCUGAUCCCUUCAAAUCUUGAUUAUGAUGGUUACCAUAAGUACAUUGAUGAAGAGUUACCUCCUGAGACUCCAGUCCAUUAUGGCCUACAUCCCAAUGCAGAGAUCGAAUUCCUAACUGUGACUUCAGAUAACUUAUUGCACAUGUUGCUGGAGCUGCAGCCAAGGGAUUCCUUAACUGGUGAAGGGACAACACAGACUGUUGAGGAAAAGGUAAAAACUGUGCUGGAUGAUAUACUUGAAAAGCUGCCAGAAGAAUAUAAUAUGUCGGAUAUUACUUCAAAGACAGCAGAACGAUCCCCUUAUAUUUUAGUCUGCUUUCAAGAAUGUGAAAGGAUGAACAUUUUAACAAAUGAAAUCCGACGUUCCCUCAAGGAGCUUGAUUUGGGACUGAAGGGUGAGUUGGCAAUUUCCUCAGAGAUGGAACAACUGCAGACAGCACUUUUCUUUGAUAAUGUUCCUGACACCUGGACAAAACUGGCUUAUCCAUCAACGUACAGCCUUGCACAGUGGUACAGUGAUCUACUCUUGCGAUGCCGUGAACUUGAUGCCUGGACUCAGGACCUGUCCGUUCCUAGUGUUGUUUGGAUAUCAGGUUUUUUCAAUCCCCAGUCUUUUCUCACAGCUGUAAUGCAAAGCCUAGCAAGGAAGAAUGAAUGGCCUCUAGAUAAGAUGCACCUGACAGUGGAUGUAACAAAGAAAUUCAAGGAGGAAUAUGCACAACCAGCUAGAGAAGGGGCAUACAUUUAUGGUCUACAUAUGGAGGGUGGAAGGUGGGAUAUUCAAGGGGGUCAUAUAGCAGAAGCGCGCUUAAAAGAUUUGACGCCUUUGAUGCCAGUUAUUUUUGUCAGAGCCAUCCCAAAUGACAGACAAGAGACAAGAAACUUCUAUGAGUGUCCAGUUUACAAGACCAAGCUAAGAGGAUCAACAUAUGUGUGGAUAUUUAAUUUAAAAACCAAAGAAAGACCUUCAAAAUGGAUUCUUGCUGGAGUAGCUUUACUUCUAAGUGUAUGA
Molecule: messenger RNA, 12699 nt
Organism: Protopterus annectens (West African lungfish)
Lineage: Eukaryota; Metazoa; Chordata; Ceratodontiformes; Protopteridae
Product: dynein axonemal heavy chain 11-like
Exons: 79
Coding region: 1-12699 (4232 amino acids)
Biological process (GO): microtubule-based movement
Cellular component (GO): dynein complex
Molecular function (GO): ATP binding; minus-end-directed microtubule motor activity; dynein intermediate chain binding
Source: RefSeq, a predicted model, not a curated record